AAUAAGAUAAACCGUCACUGAAGUCAAAAUUAAACGUCAAUGUCACUAAGAAAGUGCGGCAAAAGAUUAACGACAGAAUAGACAGGCGAAUUGAAGAGUUUUUUUUUAUUUGUUGACUCAUUUUUAUAUACAAAACGUUAAAGAUGGACAUCGAUACUUAUAAAAGCAACCUAAAUACAGUUAAGGAACUUAUACUAGAUGAAAACAAGAUAGUUACAUAUGUUUCUCUUAGUAAGGAUCUGUGCAUACAUGUAAACGAUGCAAAAUCUUUGCUGCAUCAAAUAGUGCAAGAUAUUAGGAAAGAUCGACCUUCAACUAAACUCUAUGUAUGUUAUAUUAUAUCUGGUCUGCAAGGUAAUAACUGUGGAAUUACUACAGUAUGUACUGAAGACGAUGUAGAGAAAAUUAAGAAAUCAUUAAAAUUAGUAUUCUAUGAUCACGUUUACUGCGUCAGUCGAGGACUCCAGGCAGCUGAUAAUGCCGUGCUGUCGUCAUUGAAUCGAUUUGAAGACUUAUCUUUAUGCACUGGAUUAAUUAAAAGUGAUAUUUGUACUAAAAGAACAGAGAAUGAAUUAGGUAGUUUGAUAUCUAAAAAACGUACUCCUAUUGUGGAGCCUAAAACUCCUAGCAUACAGCAUAAGAAAUCUAAUGAAAAAGUGAAAGAAAUUGUUAAAAGUAGCAUUGAAAAUUUUGCAAAAUUGUCUUCUGUCAAACCAGAACCUAAAAUUAAAAGUGAGCCUGAAAAAGAUGUCCAAAACAAUCCUAAAACACCACCGAAGAACAAGAAUAAUAAAACACCUCCAAAAAGUAGUAACAACAAACCAGCUGGAAAAGGAAUUGCAGGGUUUUUCAACAAGUCAAAUGGUGUUUCAAGUAAAGUUAAAAGUUCAGAGCCAAAAUCACAAACACCUGUUGAGAAUGUCAAAAUUAAAGAUGAGCCAUUGCAUUCCAACAGCAACUUGACUUCUGUUGAAGAAUCACCCGCAAAGAAAUCAAAAGAAGUAACAAAUCAUAAUAAAUCACUUACACUAAUUAAGAAGAAUGCUAAAGUUGAUAAGAAACGGAAGCGAGUUCUGCAUGUGUCAGAUAGUGAAAGUGAUACUGAGGCCAAUGAUCCAUUUGCCAAUGAAAUGGAUGUUGAUCAUGAGUCUGAGGAUGAAAUCCCCCCCACACCCACAAUAAACACAGUGAAAAUAACGUCAGGUAUAGUGAACCCCAAAAAACGGAGAAAGAUUGUAGACAAAACUUAUACUGAUGAAGAAGGAUAUAUUCUAACCAAAAAAGAAGAAGUGUAUGAGAGUUGCUCAGAUAAUGAAGAAAACACAAAAGAAAAUGAUAAUGAAGCUAAAGAAAAUGGAGUUAAAGAGAAGAAUGUUAAAAAAUUUGAAAGUAGUAAAAAUACAAGUGGAAAUCGUGAUCAAGUAAAACAAACAGUAAUAAAUGAGAUAUCUCCCAAACAAAAUAAGAAGAAAAAGGUUUCACCAACACAAAAAGGAAACCAAAAAACAAUAAACAGCUUUUUCAAAAAACUCUAGUUUAUUGGUUCACAAAAUUGUAUAAAUCAUGGAGUUAUUUUAAACAAUGUCUGAUCGUUUUUGUUUUGUUGUAUCAAUAUUGAGAUUUACUUCAUAAGUUCUGGUUAAGACACACAACUUGUUUUCUUUAUUGUAUUACAUUAAUUCUUAAAAUAUAAUUAUGUUGGCAGUGUAA
Molecule: messenger RNA, 1710 nt
Organism: Trichoplusia ni (cabbage looper)
Lineage: Eukaryota; Metazoa; Arthropoda; Insecta; Lepidoptera; Noctuidae
Product: DNA polymerase delta subunit 3-like
Exons: 1
Coding region: 144-1535 (463 amino acids)
Biological process (GO): DNA synthesis involved in UV-damage excision repair; DNA replication; DNA strand elongation involved in DNA replication
Cellular component (GO): nucleus; delta DNA polymerase complex
Molecular function (GO): DNA-directed DNA polymerase activity
Source: RefSeq, a predicted model, not a curated record